Molecule: messenger RNA, 1699 nt
Organism: Paramecium sonneborni
Lineage: Eukaryota; Ciliophora; Oligohymenophorea; Peniculida; Parameciidae
Source: the annotation of a GenBank genome assembly
AUGAUAGAGGUAUCAAGAAACAAAUAGAUUGACAAAGUAAAACUUAGUCUUGAUUCUGACAAUUUCAAUUAUUUCUUGGCCCAAUCUUUAAAUAAAGUGACAAGUCAUCGUUCUUUGUAACAAUUAGCAAAGACUCUUGCUGAUAACUUUAUCUAGAAUCAAUUAGAAAUUCGCAACAAAUCCAAUUAAUAGCGUCAACGAUAAAAUGCUCUUCCAUAGAUCAUUAGACGAUCAUAAUAAUCAAUUAAAGUUACACCAAAACCUCCUCCUCGUAUUGAACCUAGACCAAUUUAGAUUCCUUUAAAUAAAGUUCCAUUUAUUAUUCUUGAACCUUAAUAUUCAUAUCUCUUAGGUGGAGGUAAUAAUCAUGAACUCAUUAAACGUAUCAUGGAUACAAGAAGAGAAUGGCAUCAAUGUAAAAGUACAACAAGAGUUCAUUUCAGAUGGUAAUAAUCUAAUAUAGGUUACAAAUAUUACAAAAUGAAUGCCUACAAUCCACAUAGAUCAUUAGUCAAUCAUUUUGAAUUUCAUUAAGAAAUUAGUAAUAAAAAGAAUCUACUCUUGAAUAUGACAAGUUUUUGUGAAUCUAUUCAUAGAAAUGUUUUUGACAUUCUUCCUGUAACUUUUGUCAUUGAUUUCAAUGAUUCAUAAAUUGAAUCUCAUCUUAUUGCCUUUCUUAAUUAUUAUAAUCAAUAUUCUACUAAUCCUAAAUCUUAAGAAGAACUCUUACUUAAAAAACAAGAAAUUAAAAAGAAACUUCGAAUUCCACCAAGUAAAGAAAGGAGAUUUAUUGAUUAUUAAAUGAGAGAUACUUUUUUAGGAGAUGAUUAUUUAUGGUUACUCAAACCUACAGGAUUAAAUAGAGGUAGAGGUAUUAAUGUCUUUAAUAAUCUUGAUCAGUUUGCUGAUUUACUCAUUGAAUAUACUUCAGGAGUAAGUGAAAAACAUAUAGAAACUCCUAAUGAAAAGAUUUAUCAAGGAAUGAUUAUUAAAUCUCCUUCAUUUGUAGUAUAAAAGUAUAUUGAAAAACCUUUGUUAAUAAAUAAUCGUAAAUUUGAUAUUAGAGUUUGGGUAUUGAUUGAUUAAGACUUAAAUUGUUAUUUCUUUAAGUAUUCUAUAAAAUAUUAAUAAUAGAGAAGGAUACAUAAGGACUGCAUCUGAAGAGUUUGUAACAAAUGAUGUAAAUAAUUUGUUCAUUCAUUUAACAAAUAAUGCUAUUCAGAAAUAUAGUCAGAAAUACGGUGAUUAAGAGGCAGGAAAUUAAUUAUCUUUUGAUUAGAUAUAGAAAAUCUUUAAGAAUAAGAUUGAUUUUAGAUAAACAAUAGUGAAAAAGAUGAAGGAGACAGCAUUUUUGGUAAUGAGUUCAGUAGGGAAUAAAAUAAAUCGUAAUAAUCGCAAAAAUUGUAUGGAAAUCUUUGGAUUUGAUUAUUUUUUGGAUGAGAAGUUCAAUCUAUAUUUGAUUGAAGUUAAUACAAAUCCAUGUAUAGAGGAAUCAAGUCCUUUGUUGAGUCAAUUGAUUCCUAGAAUGUUAGAUGAUGCUUAUAUUUUGACCUUAGAUUCGAUAUUUAGUAUAUAAAGAGAGAAAGUGAGUCGUUUUCCAGUAUUUGGUUACUAGAAUAAUGAGAAUAUGUGGUAAUAGAUGUUUAUAUUAUAUAGGUAAUUGUUAGGAUCGUUAAAAGAUUAAGUUAUUUACUAAUGA